Molecule: messenger RNA, 3504 nt
Organism: Sungouiella intermedia
Lineage: Eukaryota; Fungi; Ascomycota; Pichiomycetes; Serinales; Metschnikowiaceae
Source: the annotation of a GenBank genome assembly
AUGAGUGCCCAGUUCAGAACUCUAGAGCGUGAGCAGAGGUUCCAGAACCCCCCUAAAGAUAAAAGCGCCUAUCCGCUUUUGGCUGACGCCGUGGCACCCCAUGUGGGCUCCUUCAAUGCCUUAACUGAUGGCCCUGAUGGUGGACUUUUGAAUUUGGGAGUCAAAGAUAUUGGCACCAGAACUAUUUUCGAUUCGGCCGACCAGGACAGAUUGGGAAACAAGUUGAGCAUUCGUGUGGAUUCCGUGCAGUUGGCCAAGCCCAGUGUGCCUCCCACCGACAAACUCUCGGUGAACAGAAAAACCUAUCCAUCAGAGUGUAGAGAGAGAAUGUCCACGUAUAGAGGCAAGCUCAUGCUCAAAGUGGCAUGGAAGGUCAAUGAUGGUGAAGAGGUAUCUGAGGUCAGAGAUGCCGGCCAGGUGCCCAUCAUGUUGAAGAGUAACCGGUGUCAUUUAGAGAAGUUGUCUCCUAACGAGUUGGUGGACCAGAAGGAAGAGAGUGACGAGUUGGGUGGCUACUUCAUUGUCAACGGUAUCGAGAAGUUGAUCCGUAUGUUGAUUGUGCAGAGAAGAAAUCAUCCUAUGGCUUUGAUCCGUCCGUCUUUCGGAAACCGUGGUGCUUCUUACACUAAGUACGGUGUUCAGAUCCGUUGUGUCCGCCCAGACCAGACAUCGCAGACCAAUGUGUUGCACUACUUGAAGGAUGGUAAUGUCACCUUCCGUUUUUCGUGGCGUAAGAACGAGUACUUGGUGCCAGUCGUGAUGAUUUUAAAGGCAUUGAUUGAGACCAACGAUCGUGAGAUUUUCGAUGGUAUCGUUGGUUCUGACACCUCCAACUCGUUUUUGACCGACCGUUUGGAAUUACUCUUGCGUACAUACAAGCAGUACAACCUCCACCUGAAGAAGGAGACCUUGGCGUACUUGGGUGACAAGUUCCGUGUUGUUUUCGGUGCCGCUGCUGACGUCUCCGAUAUUGAUGUGGGCCGUGAAGUUUUGCAGCGUAUUGUGCUUGUUCACUUGCCAGAUAACACUGAUAAGUUCCGCAUGUUGUUGUUCAUGAUCAGAAAAUUGUAUUCGUUGGUCGCUGGUGACUGUGCUCCUGACAAUCCAGAUGCUACCCAGCACCAGGAGGUGUUGUUGGGAGGUUUCUUGUACGGUAUGAUCAUUAAGGAGAAGAUCGACGAGUACUUGCAGAAUAUCAAGUUGCAGAUUUCGUCGGAUAUCAACCGUGGCGUGAGAGUCAACUUUAACGACAGAAAAUACAUGUCCAGAGUUUUCAUGAGGGUCAAUGAGAACAUUGGUCAGAAAUUGCAGUACUUCUUAUCCACCGGUAACUUGGUGUCCCAGUCCGGUUUGGAUUUGCAGCAGGUCUCUGGUUACACUGUUGUUGCUGAGAAAAUUAACUUCUAUCGUUUCAUUUCACACUUUAGAAUGGUCCACAGAGGUUCUUUCUUCGCUGAGUUGAAAACCACUACAGUCAGAAAGUUGCUUCCAGAAUCCUGGGGCUUCUUGUGUCCAGUCCAUACUCCUGAUGGUUCUCCAUGUGGUUUGUUGAACCAUUUGGCUCACAAGUGUAAGAUUGCUACUACUGCCUCUGACGUUUCUCAAGUUCCUGCUGCUUUGGCUGCUUUGGGUGUCUCCCCUGCCCACACCUUCGCUGCUGGUCCUGGAUUGUGCUGUGUGCAAUUGGACGGUCGUAUUGUUGGUUGGACUUCUCACGAACAAGGUAAGAUUGUUGCCGAUGCAUUGAGACUCUGGAAAGUGGAGGGUGGCCAUGGCUUACCUUUGGACUUGGAAAUCGGUUACGUUCCUCCUUCCACCAAGGGUCAAUACCCAGGUUUGUACAUUUUUGGAGGUCACUCCAGAAUGAUGAGACCAACUAAGUACUUGCCUUUGGACAAGGAAGACAUUUUGGGUCCUUUCGAGCAGGUUUACAUGAAUAUCGCUGUUACUCCUGCUGAAAUCCAGCCUUCCGUCCACACACACGUCGAGUUCGCUCCUACGAAUAUCUUAUCGAUUUUGGCCAACUUGACUCCAUUCUCCGAUUUCAACCAGUCCCCAAGAAACAUGUACCAGUGUCAGAUGGGUAAGCAGACCAUGGGUACACCAGGUGUUGCAUUGGCUCACAGAUCCGACAACAAACUCUACAGAUUGCAAACAGGUCAGACUCCUAUUGUCAAGGCUAAUUUGUACGACGACUACGGAAUGGACAACUUCCCUAACGGUAUGAACGCUGUUGUCGCCGUCAUCUCAUACACGGGUUACGAUAUGGAUGAUGCCAUGAUUAUCAAUAAGUCCGCUGACGAGAGAGGUUUUGGUUACGGUACCGUUUACAAGGUGGAGAAAGUGGACCUUGCUCAGCUGAGAAGAAGAGGAGACCCUAUCACACAACAUUUCGGUUUUGGUGCUGAUGAAUACCCUGAGACUUGGAAGGAGAAGUUGGACGAGGACGGAUUGCCUCUUAUUGGUGUUAAGGUCGAAGAAGGUGACCCUAUCGUUGCAUACUUUGACGAAACUCUCGGAAAGACUAAGGUGAAGACCUAUCACUCCAGUGAGCCUGCUUACAUCGAAGAAGUUAAGCUUUUGGGUGACGACUCGGGCGAUUCCGAAUGCCAACAACUUACCAUCAAGUACAGAGUCACCAGAGCACCAUUGAUCGGUGAUAAGUUCUCUUCUCGUCACGGACAGAAGGGUGUUUGUUCGAGAAAGUGGCCAACUAUCGAUAUGCCAUUCUCUGAAUCGGGAAUGCAACCAGAUGUCAUCAUUAAUCCCCACGCUUUCCCAUCUCGUAUGACCAUUGGUAUGUUUGUUGAGUCGUUGGCUGGUAAGGCUGGUGCAUUGCACGGAAUUGCUCAAGAUUCCACUCCAUGGAAGUUCUCUGAGGACGAUACUCCAGCUGAUUUCUUCGGUGAACAAUUGAGAAAGGCUGGUUAUAACUAUCAUGGAAAUGAGCCAAUGUACUCUGGUGUCACCGGUGAAGAGCUCAGAGCCGACAUUUACAUUGGUGUUGUCUACUAUCAGAGAUUGAGACACAUGGUGAACGAUAAGUUCCAGGUCAGAAGCACUGGUCCGGUCAACUCGUUGACCAUGCAGCCUGUCAAGGGUCGUAAGAGACACGGAGGUAUUCGUGUGGGAGAGAUGGAGAGGGAUGCAUUGAUCGGUCAUGGUACUGCCUACUUACUUCAAGACAGAUUGUUGAACUCUUCUGACUAUGCCCAGACGCCUAUUUGUCGGUCGUGUGGAUCGUUGCUCAACACACAAAGAUCGGUGCCACGUAUUGGUUCCAUGUCUUCGAUUCGUUGUCGUGGAUGUGCCGACAAAUUGGAGAAAUUCAUUAAGAAGGGCAAGUAUGUCAAUGAGGCAGACAUUUGGGAAGACGGUCAUGGAGUUAAGUUUGUGGGAGGAGAUAACACUACCACUGUGGCCAUUCCAUUUGUCUUGAAGUACUUGGACUCGGAAUUGGCUGCCAUGGGUAUCAAGAUGCGCUACAACGUGGAGCCUCUUUAG